Pipra filicauda (Wire-tailed manakin) is the source of this 1955-nucleotide messenger RNA. RefSeq names its product protein NEL-like. The transcript is spliced from 9 exons. The record is from RefSeq and is a predicted model, not a curated record. Gene Ontology annotation, molecular function: protein binding. Bases 918 to 1940 code for a protein of 340 amino acids. NCBI's taxonomy places the organism in Eukaryota, Metazoa, Chordata, Aves, Passeriformes, Pipridae.
GGUCAGCGACUGGAAACGUCCUGUUUUGUUUCCCCCAAACCCUGCCCUUCCAAAAUUCUUUUUAUUCGUGCUCAAAGAUCAGUCGGUGGCUUCGCCGGACACUGGACAGCAUCACGUUGGGAAGGAAACAACCGGUGACUUCAGCACGGGUCCGCCAGCAGGCAGGAGAGCGCCCCGAGGGUCAGGGCCAGCGCAGAUCGGCCGCUGCCAGCCGCGGCCUCGGGGGCACACGGGCCCUCCCCGCCGCCCCCGCCCCGGUGGAGCUCCCCGGGAGAGCUCCCCUCAAAGUUCCCAGCGGCGCCCCCGGCUGUUGGGACCGGGCCCGCCCGUAGCUCCCCGACAGAGGACCCGGCUACCCCCCGCGCCCGGCGCGCCCUCGGCGGACGGGGCGGUGCCUCCCCCCGGCCCUGCUGGGCCCGGCGGAGGCGGUGGGCGGCUCCUGUGACCGUGGCAUAAACCGGUGGCCCCUCCCGCUGGUGCCGCUGUCCCUGCUGGACGGCGGAGAGGAGAGCGGCUCUCCCGUGGGAGCCGGGCGGAGGCUGCUGCGGCGGCGGCUCUUCUCCAGCUGAGGGGCUGCGCCUGGUGGCGGCGGGGCGGGGAGCUGCGGGGCACGGGCGCGCCGCCUCCGCCUCCCGCGGCCUCGCUCGUGCGGCUGCGGCGGCAGGAGGCUCCGGCGGGCUCCCCCAUUGUCUGCCCGCGGGCGGAGGGCUGCGCUGCCCGCACGCCCCCCGCCCUCGCCUUUGUGUGCUCCGGCCGGCGGCGGGGCGGCGCGGCGCCUGCCGUGAUGCGCGCUGCGGGGCGGCGCGGGGUCCGCGCCGCUCGGUGAGAGGCGGAGAGGGACCCAGCCUGUGCCCCGGUGGCUUUUUGCCCGCAGUUGCCGGAGAAGGGGGACUAUGGACUGAGCGCAUCGGUGUACCAUGGAGUCGGGCAUCCGCUUGAGCACGCUCUGCCUUCUCCUCUGCCUGGGGCCAGUUUCAGGCUUUGGCGUGGACCCCUCGCUGCAGAUCGACGUGCUGUCCGAGCUACAACUGGGAGGCUCCACGGAGGGCGUGCGCCAGGUGCCGGGGCUGCACAACGGGAGCAAAGCCUUCCUUUUCCCAGAUACUUCAAGAAUUGUUAAAGCAUCUCCAGAAACAGCUGAAGUCUUUUUUCAGAAGUUAAGAAAUAAAUAUGAAUUCACAAUCCUUGUGACCUUAAAACAAGCCCAUUUGAAUUCAGGGGUUAUUCUCUCUAUUCAUCAUUUAGAUCACAGGUACCUGGAGCUGGAAAGCAGUGGUCAUCGAAAUGAAAUCAGGUUGCAUUAUCGUUCAGGCAGUCAUCGCUCCCACACAGAAGUAUUCCCAUACAUUUUGGCAGAUGAUAAAUGGCACAGACUUUCCUUAGCAAUCAGUGCCUCUCACUUGAUUUUACACAUCGACUGCAAUAAAAUUUAUGAAAGAGUUGUGGAGAAGCCUUUCAUGAACUUGCCUUUGGGUACAACCUUUUGGCUGGGACAGAGGAAUAUUGCACAUGGUUAUUUUAAGGGCAUAAUGCAAGAUGUGCAAUUACUUGUCAUGCCUCAAGGAUUUAUUUCUCAAUGCCCAGACCUUAAUCGCACAUGCCCAACUUGUAAUGACUUCCAUGGACUUGUGCAGAAAAUUAUGGAACUGCAAGACAUCUUAGCCAAAACAUCAGCUAAGUUGUCUCAAGCUGAACAGAGGAUGAACAAGUUGGAUCAGUGCUACUGUGAAAGGACAUGCACAAUGAAAGGCACGACUUACAGAGAGUUUGAAUCCUGGACGGAUGGCUGUAAGAACUGCACUUGCAUGAACGGUACGGUGCAGUGUGAGGCUUUGAUUUGCCCCCUUGCUGACUGUCCACUUAAUUCUGCCCUGGCCUAUGUGGAUGGCAAGUGCUGCAAGGAAUGUCAAUGUAAGUUUUACUGUUGUGCUUUCUUCUAAUGAAUACUUUGAAAU